UUCUACUUCUACCUCGGCCCUGGAUAGGCUGAUCCAUGCUGAUCCCUGUUCGGAUGUUCCGCUAAAACGGAUCCCCGAAGAAGUAAGGGAGGCGAUGGCUCGAUAUGCCAGGGCUCCGAUUUUGGGAGAGGACCCCUUGGCUCACGUGGGAUCCUUGGUGGGCCCCGAGGCUGCUCGGGAGAAUCUGCUUCGUGCUAACCCGCAGUGGAGGGUUCCUGGUGCCGAAGAGAGGAAUCCGGCUAUGAUGGCCCAGUACUAUCUGAACGAGGCUGUUUUCUGGUCUUCGUUCGCUUCCGAGUGUAGCUCGGUUGAGGAGAAACAACUGAGGAAAUAUCGUGAGGCUUAUGCUCGUGAUAUUCCCAUUUUGGACCAGAAGGCUGGGCAACUCCUCUCCGAGCUUACGGAACUCAAGCAGCUGUACCUUCACUAUAGUCGCGAGGCUAGAGAGUCUGCUGAGAAGAUCGGGACCGAGGUUGGCCAGCUCAUCUUCCGAGUUGAAGAGGAUGCUGAGAAGAUCGCUUCCUUUGCUGAGGAAAAGAAGGAUAUGGCCGCUAAGUUCGCUAGCGAACUUGAGGAAAAAGAUAGACUCUUCCAGGAGAUGAAGUCUAAAUUUGAAGCGGCCGACAAGGAGCAUAAAGAGGCGGAGUUAAGGCUCCACCAUUUUGUCCAGCAUCGGGAGCUGAUCCAGCAGCAAGCUGAUAAGGUGCCUGUCCUUCGACUGAAGCUUCGGGAAAAGGAUGACUAUAUUCGGAAGCUGGAGCAGGAGCGAGUCAACCUCUACACUGCUGAUCAGUGUAGAGAGCAGUACUGGAACGGCAUCCUGGGUGCUCGGCGCAUGUUUGCGAAGCACAUGCCUCACUUCCCUUGGAACGAGAAAGUUCCUCUAUGGAUGCAGGCCGAGGACCACUUGGUGGAAUGCCAAGCUGAUCGAGAUGAAGCUGAAGCUGAACGCCAAGCUGCUCUUGCAGAGGCUCGGGCCCAGAAGGCAACUUCCGAAGGUGAUACCACUGCUGGGGGUUCUUCGAAGGAUGCUCUCUAGGGGCCGCUCCUGAGACUCCCAAGAGUUAGGGAUUCGGGCAGUCGUCUUCUUCAGAGUCGGUCGGUUCCAGUUGAGGACUUCCGAAUAUGUGCUUGCUUUUCCC
This is a messenger RNA of Spinacia oleracea (spinach), 1142 nucleotides long. RefSeq lists its product as uncharacterized. The coding region runs from base 95 to 1039 and encodes 314 amino acids. The record is from RefSeq and is a predicted model, not a curated record. Lineage: Eukaryota; Viridiplantae; Streptophyta; Magnoliopsida; Caryophyllales; Amaranthaceae. The transcript has 2 exons.